GUACUUACGGCUGCACUUGUUUGCUUUGUUUUGUGGGCUGGGACAAUGAGGACAGGGCCGUCUUAGGAAAGAUUUCAUGAUUAAUUGCAAAUCCGUCUUCUUUGAUAUUAGUGUUUACCACAAGGAGCCGGCCAGUACGGAAAGAACUUUAAGCCACUUUCCAAAACUAGUUACCGUGUUGGUUUGUAGCAGUUAGUGUCGCAGAGACGUCUGGAGGCAUUUUCGGCUGGAUAUGCAGCAGCUCUAACGUCAAAUGAACAGCAAAUCGGUUUACAAGAUGAGUUCAACGGCAGACGAGACCGGAGGUGGAAGACCUCAAAAAACUGGGGGCAAAGACCACAAAAAGCCCACAGCCGAAGCCUUGAGAGGAGCCAUUCAGCUCGGCAUCGGGUACACGGUCGGCAAUAUGACCUCCAAACCAGACCGAGAUGUUCUCAUGCAAGACUUCUAUGUCGUCGAGAGCGUCUUUCUACCGAGUGAAGGCAGUAAUUUGACUCCAGCUCAUCAUUAUCCUGACUUUCGCUUUAAAAAUUACGCUCCCUUGGCUUUCCGUUACUUUAGGGAGCUCUUUGGGAUUAAACCAGAUGAUUAUUUGUACUCAAUUUGUAAAGAACCUCUGAUCGAGCUGUCAAACCCCGGAGCAAGUAGUUCAUGGUUUUACUUAACCAGUGAUGACGAGUUUAUCAUAAAGACCGUGCAGCACAAAGAAGCUGAAUUUCUACAGAAGCUGCUUCCAGGUUACUACAUGAAUCUGAAUCAGAACCCGAGGACCCUCUUACCGAAGUUUUACGGGCUGUACUGUAUCCAGUGUGGCGGCGUUAAUAUCCGACUGGUGGUGAUGAACAACGUUCUGCCUCGCUCUUUAAAAAUGCACUACAAAUAUGAUCUAAAAGGCUCCACUUACAAACGCAGAGCGUCACGGAAGGAGCGCGCCAAACCCUCCCCGACCUUCAAAGAUCUGGACUUCCAGGAGAUGCACGAAGGUCUUUACUUUGAUGCAGACACGUACAACGCCUUGAUGAAGACGCUUCAGAGAGAUUGUCGCGUGCUGGAAAGCUUUAAAAUAAUGGACUACAGUUUGCUGCUGGGCAUCCAUGUUCUGGACAGGAAGAAGAUGAGGGGGAGAGGCGGCAUAGGGGACAGUAAGCGUCAGGGUGGACAGAAGGUCCUGUACUCAACAGCACGCGAGUCAAUUCAAGGAGACGGAAAAGUAGCCGAGUUUCUUCCCGACACCGAUGACGACACAUUGGGCGGCAUCCCUGCUAAACACAAAGACGAGAAGUUGCUGAUCUUUUUGGGGAUCAUUGAUAUCCUGCAGUCCUACAGAUUUAUAAAGAAGGUUGAGCACUCAUGGAAGGCUCUUGUGCAUGAUGGUGACACAGUAUCUGUCCACAGACCUAAUUUCUACGCUGACAGAUUCCUGAAGUUCAUGGGCACCACAGUAUUUAAAAAGAUUCACCCUCUCCGUGGUGCGUCCUCGAGAAAGAAGAAAAACUCUAUCCAGUGUAGGUCGGCCUCACAGGAAGUUCUGUCGACUGUAAAAGAAGAGAGUCAAGACGAGAGGAGGGCACAAAGCCUCGAAAACCUCGAUGAUACAGCAGAAACGUGCUCCUCUCAGAAACCUGAUGUCAUUCCCAGCUCCACCAGACUCAACCCAGCGAUUUCAGCCGCCACUAUAUCUUCAGCUUCCUCUCUAGAUGAUGUGAGACUUGAACCGCAAACAGAUUCGGAAAACAGAGAUGAUCGUAGGACGUCCAGUUCGACUCUUGCAAUGGAGGAUAGCACUUUUCCAGCUUCAAACUCACAGGCCAGCACGCCCGAGUCAGGUCUGGACGUCUACUUGUGAUGCGUGAGGCCUUCUGAAGGGGACCAGAUCGUCCAAACAUACAUAAGAGUGAGAAACAGCGGACGUGCUGUCUCACCCGCCACAAUUUUGCACAACGGAUAUCUCUAGCUGCUAAUACUGAGACUGAGAAAGGCCUUACGUUUGAGAGAAUGGCAGAGCGAUUGCCACACUAUAGUACUGCAGUGCCUUACGCUGUCUGUGCACUUUGUACCUACUUGCAACCACAAGUUUGUUGUAUAAUUAUAGUUACACUCCCUUUAGACCAGUGUGCUACAAGUUUCUCAUAAACACACUGGUUGGUGUGCAUCUUAAAGGCGUGAUACCUGAUUAACAGCAUGUGUCAUACAAAGAAAUAGAUUUAUUAUAUCAUAAUCAUGGUAUAAUUGUGAGCACUCCUGACUUGUAUUGUGUGAGUAAUGAUUUCAUUCAUCAGAUCAUUACGGUACAGUGACCAGUACCAGAAGUUAGUAACCUUCGCAGUAGUAAACAGGGAUUGAAUGUUAUGUUUGGUCAUGUGAUUUUGACACACAAUCAGCAUAAUGUAAUGACAGGGAGGCGGCGUGGAUGUUAUAAUGGUAAAUGUUACUUUGUGUAAAGAUUUACAUGGGUUUAGAUGUUAAAAAAACGUAAAUCUUUAGAGACUUUUUAUAAAACGUAUUUAAAUGUAUUUUGAUUGGAGUAAUAUAUGAAUUAAAUGUGCUUUUAUGUAGAAUGUUAUGAUGCUAUUAAAUGCUGUAUCCUCAUAAGAACUUCUCUACUUUUUCGGUUAUGAAUGAGCAUCGCAUGAAUACAUAGCAAUCAAUAUAAUAUGCCUCAAGAAAAUGUUUAUUUUAAGUUAUUUUAAUGUUUAUUCAUGAUUAUUAAACGCACAUUAUGAUUGCAGAUAUAAUGUGUCUCACU
This is a messenger RNA of Labeo rohita (rohu), 2746 nucleotides long. RefSeq names its product phosphatidylinositol-4-phosphate 5-kinase, type I, beta a (gene pip5k1ba). Bases 254 to 1846 code for a protein of 530 amino acids. The transcript has 15 exons. The record is from RefSeq and is a predicted model, not a curated record. Gene Ontology annotation, molecular function: phosphatidylinositol kinase activity. Gene Ontology annotation, biological process: phosphatidylinositol metabolic process. NCBI's taxonomy places the organism in Eukaryota, Metazoa, Chordata, Actinopteri, Cypriniformes, Cyprinidae.